AUGGCACCUCUCAAAGCCCCUGGCCCAGAUGGAAUGCCUCCUUUGUUUUACCAACACUACUGGGGUACAAUUGGUAAUGACGUUACUCAAUCUGUGUUACAUUUUCUUAAUUCUGCUUGCCUUCCUGAUAAUCUCAACCACACUUUUAUUACACUCAUCCCAAAAAAAAACUCCCCUGAAUAUGCUUCUGAUUUUAGACCCAUCAGCCUUUGUAAUGUUUUAUACAAAAUAUUUUCAAAGGUAUUGGCAAAUAGAAUAAAGAAAAUUCUCCCAAUGAUCAUCUCUGAGCAUCAAAGUGCUUUUACAAAAAGCAGACUAAUUUCUGAUAAUAUUCUAGUUGCUUUUGAAUCUCUCCAUAGUAUGCAGAAGCAUGUGGGCAAGGAAGACUAUAUGGCUAUCAAAUUAGACAUGAGCAAAGCAUUUGACAAGGUGGAAUGGUCAUACCUCGAAUCAGUCAUGAGAAGGGUGGGAUUUACUGAAAGAUGGAUUAAACUUAUGAUGCUUUGUGUCAAGACGGUCUCUUAUUCCAUCUUGGUGAAUGGAGAGCCAAAAGGGUUGAUAAAACCUACUCGUGGUAUCCGUCAAGGAGAUCCACUGUCACCAUUCCUUUUUUUGCUAUGCACAGAAGGCUUAAACGGCCUCAUCACUAAGGCGGAGGAGAAAGGUGAUAUUAAGGGUUAUGGCCUAUGCAGAAAUAGCCCACGACUAACCCAUCUCUUUUUUGCAGACGAUAGUCUGUUAUUUUGUAGGGCAACAAUCCGGGAAUGCCAACAAGUUCUGGAUAUACUUGAACUUUAUGGAAGAUGUUCGGGUCAACAAAUCAAUAAAGCAAAAACUACCAUCUUUUUCAGCAGGUCCACAUCUGAGGAAGUCAAAAAUCAGAUCAAAUCUUCCUUGGAAGUACCAGAAAUCCUACAAUACGAGAAGUAUUUGGGAUUACCAUCCUUGGUGGGAAAAAACAAAAAGGCUAGCUUCAACUACAUUAAGGAGAGAGUAUGGAAAAAAAUUCAAGGGUGGAAAGAAAAGCUUUUGUCUCAAGCGGGUAGAGAGAUCCUAAUCAAAGCUGUGGUUCAAUCAAUACCAACCUACACAAUGAGUUGCUUCAAGCUUCCUUUAGGACUUUGUGGAGAUAUUGAGAGUCUCAUAAGAAAGUUUUGGUGGGGCCAAAAAGGUGACAGAAGAAAAGUACAUUGGGUCAAGUGGGACACCCUUUGCAAACCAAAAUUGGAAGGGGGUAUGGGUUUCAAAGAUUUGGCAAACUUCAAUGAUGCCCUUUUAGCAAAGCAAGCAUGGCGAUUACUUCACCAAAAAAACUCUCUUCUAUAUAGGGUUUUCAAGGCGAGGUUUUUUCCAAAUUGCUCUAUCCUAGAAGCUUCCUACUCAAGUUCGGGGUCUUACGCUUGGCAUAGCAUACUAAAAGGAAGGGAUUUAUUAUUGAAGGGAGCAAGGUGGAGAGUGGGAUGUGGAGAUGCUAUUAGUGUGUGGAACGAUGCUUGGUUGCCUUCUAAAACCCAUCCGAGAAUUGAAUCACAAGUGGUAAGUGGUUUGGAGGAGUUGAAAGUUUCUGCACUCAUAGAUCCAACCACAAAGAAAUGGGAUCAUAAUAUGUUGAAUGGACUCUUCACCCCAUCGGAAACAGAGCUGAUUUUAAGUAUUCCAUUGUGUCAAAAUACGGUGGAAGAUACUGUUGUGUGGCCGUUCACUCCAUCAGGAACUUACACAGUGAGAUCGGGUACAAGGUUCCUCACAGCUGACCAUGCACCAAUCCCACAAGACGUUCCUGCACAGCCAGAUAAGGAAGUGUGGGGUUCUUUAUCAACCUUUUCGUUCAGGCAGAUGAAGGUGUUUUCUUCCAUUCAAGAAGUGCUUCUGUACACGGACAAAGAAAAGAAAAAUCCAGAACUGUUGGCAUCAGUAAUGUGGACUAUUUGGCAUCGCAGAAACCAGGUCCGCACCUCUCCAAAGGACUUUCCACUAGCACAGGUCGCUCCAACAGCCACUCACGCUUUGGAAGUCUUUCAACAAGCUAACCUCGAUGCAGCCGCACUCUACAGAGACCCUCACCGUUCGCGGGAUUGUUGGUCACCACCGGCAGAAGGAGAGAUCAAAAUUAAUUUUGAUGGAGCCCAAUUCAGAGAUAUGGGCAAAGCGGGAUUGGGUGUUGUUAUCCGAAACAGCAGAGGACAAGCUCUGGCUUCUCUCUCGGAGCAAGCAAACCUUCCAUACUCUCCAGACAUUACAGAAGCUUUGGCUGCUGCCAGAGCUAUUUCUCUUGCACGGGGACUUGGCUUCACUUCAUUCAUUUUAGAGGGAGACUCCGCAAAUAUUAUUAAAACACUUAAGUCUGAAGAAGCAUCUCUAUCCUCCUUUGGACAUAUUCUCAGUUCAGCAAAAUCUAUGAUGGCAGAUGGCAAUAUUAGAUUCUCUCAUGUGGGUCGUAUGGGUAAUAUGGUAGCACAUAAACUAGCUCAACAUGCUAGACAUGUUAGGGGAUUCUCGGUAUGGACGGAAAAUGCCCCUCCACACCUUUCUCAUGUACUUGGUGCCGAUCACGGCUGA
This is a messenger RNA of Quercus lobata, 2559 nucleotides long. RefSeq lists its product as uncharacterized. The record is from RefSeq and is a predicted model, not a curated record. Gene Ontology annotation, molecular function: RNA-DNA hybrid ribonuclease activity; nucleic acid binding. Bases 1 to 2559 code for a protein of 852 amino acids. The transcript is spliced from 2 exons. Lineage: Eukaryota; Viridiplantae; Streptophyta; Magnoliopsida; Fagales; Fagaceae.